AUGCUUCUUAUGAUGAUGCUGAGGUACAACAUUAAAUUAUUCUUGGGAUCUGUUGUGGGUUGUAUUAUAGUUGUCAUUUAUGAUCAGGGGAUCUGUAAUCUGGAGGAGGAUGAGCAAGACCUUCUGGCAAAACAUAAAAGGGCCAAUGCAGUGUCCAUAUCAUUAGAACAGGACCUACAACAGUGCAAAACACUGCUAGAAGCUGGUUUGCAACAUUGUCGAGAUCUUGAAAGAGAAAGUGGAUUACGUGAUAGGCAGAUAGUCGAAAAACUGGACCAAAUGAGUGAGAAAUCAUCAGAUCGAAUUUCCAGAGUAGGAGAUAUUCAUGAAAGGAUACAGAAUGAGCUUACUACCCUUGAAGACUUUCUCAGAGUUGUUGGUACAAAGAGACCAAAAGGUGAUGUUGUGCUUUGAUUUGUUGUCAGAUGAUCUUUGACAAGGACAUGCACAAAAUGGGAAAAAAGUUUGCACAAAAUGUUGUUGAAGCAAAAUUGUUCUAACCAAGUUGAUGAGCACGUUGGAAGAGUUUAUGUAAUAUAUUAUACAAGAAUGAUGGAAGAUAUAGUGAAUAUUAAGAAUUCUCUGUAGACAGGACAUAUGUGGACAUACGUAGUUUUGGCCUCUUUGUGCAUUACUUGAAGUUUCAUGUGUCUACAAUGAAUUAUUAAAUGUCAGCAUUUCAAUUCAAAUAUUGUAGAAUACUUGGAUUAUAAUUCACAGCUCAAUGUAUCUAUGUAUACCAAGAUAUAUCUGAGUCUGUAAAUUCUAAUGCAAAGUAUAUGCGAUUUAGCUGACAUGGCUAAUUUUCUGAAUUGCAUUGAAAUCUACUAGAUCUAUAUUGUAAACAUGAAUAAGCA
This is a messenger RNA of Corticium candelabrum, 857 nucleotides long. RefSeq lists its product as uncharacterized. The record is from RefSeq and is a predicted model, not a curated record. Bases 1 to 414 code for a protein of 137 amino acids. Lineage: Eukaryota; Metazoa; Porifera; Homoscleromorpha; Homosclerophorida; Plakinidae. The transcript is spliced from 5 exons.